Sitodiplosis mosellana (orange wheat blossom midge) is the source of this 1767-nucleotide messenger RNA. RefSeq names its product tectonic-like complex member Mks1 (gene Mks1). The transcript has 5 exons. Gene Ontology annotation, biological process: cilium assembly. The record is from RefSeq and is a predicted model, not a curated record. Lineage: Eukaryota; Metazoa; Arthropoda; Insecta; Diptera; Cecidomyiidae. Gene Ontology annotation, cellular component: MKS complex. The coding region runs from base 151 to 1656 and encodes 501 amino acids.
ACUAACCGCAUUGGUCAGGUGAAAUACGAAUUGUAUGUGUUUCUAAGCAACGAAAUUGUAUACAAUUGGAACUACACGGAAUUUCUGUGGAAAGGUAAUCAGAAAUUUCAUCGACAGUAAACAAAGGGUGAGGCCACAUUUCACAUCGCAAUGUUUUUGAAUAAGAGUUUCGAUAAGAAAACGGGCAUUUAUCGUACCAAAGAUAACAUUGAUAGCUUUCGAUUCAGAAUUACACUGAAAACGUUGCAUUCGUUUGUAAAAGUGCCAAAAUUUAAUGCAGAACAAUUGAACGAUGCCGAAGAUUUGGACGAGAUAGAAUUUUACAACUUUCAGUGGCAACAGAAAGUGUUCAGCUCGGCGGAGAUAAAGUUGUACAGCGAUUUGGAGAAUUGUAAGAAUGACCGAACCAAAGAGUAUCACAAACGAAUCACCGAAGUUAAUCGAUAUUUGGAUGAAAAUGGUGCCGUAUGCUAUACGGGCAAAAUAUUUAGCUAUAUCAAUGAGGAUAACUAUCACGAACGCGAUUCUGAGCGAAACGAAUUGGCUGAAUGUAUUGAACGGUAUGGACAAUGGGAGAAUAACAGCGAAUUUGUGGGUGAUUUUUUCCCAGAGGAUGCAAAUGUCGAUGAAAUUCAGCGUGCCCGCUUCAAAAACCUUGGCCAAUUCGAAUGCAUGUACAUAAUGGCCGAUUUGAAGAAAGAAAUUUUAUUAUUCUCCAUAAAAUAUCGAUCUAGCGAUGGUCUACUACUAAUUUAUCCCGAUUUAAAUAACAUUGACGCAAAUCCGUAUCUCAAAGAGAUCGUCUUCGACAGUCGAAAUCUGUAUCAAUUUGCCAUGGAAAAUUUAUCAAUGGAUUGCCAGAAUGAAGUCGUUCAGUUGAAAAAUGACAUUGAGUUGCUGGCGAAUAAAUUAUCGGAUUUAUUUAUUAAAACGCCACUAUUAUUCGAUGUGCCGGAGAAACAGUAUGCGACCGUGUGCCUGUAUUUCGAGAUUCAGAUGGCGGAAAACUUUGAGUAUGAUGCCAUUCACAUAAAAUAUGAGAUUCAUUUGCCCGAUGAUUGCCAAACUAUUGACGGAAUGUCACAAUUAAAGGGAUGCACACAUUCAUCGCGUCGCGAUGCAAUUGAUGGUUGCUGGUUGAUUGGCUACUGUCACGAGUUGACACUAUCGUGUCGACUCGAUUGCCUACGUAAAGAAACAAUAAAAAUCGCGUAUGAAGUCAUUUCAAUCGAUAGCUGGAGUCGUGAACGAAGUGAAGGCUAUGCCGUGUAUAGUGUACCGUUGUUGGCUGGUAGUUUUGUUGAAAAAAUCGAUUGCUAUCGUGAUUUAGGUGACAAUACCUGGUUGAAUUGGAUUGAACGGUAUUUCAUUGGAGGUCGACGAAAAGUUCAAAUUAACAAUUUCCACGGCAUUACCGCAAACAACACUAAAAAUGCAUUGAAUCGAUACGGUAACUGUACACAAUCCACCGGUCAAUUAAGUAUUAGGCGGAAUGUUGUGAUUCAACGGAAUAUUGAUGAAAUCGAUGGUGGCAAUUUCGAAAGGAACCAAAGUGUGCGUAGGAGUCAAAAACUUCCGACAAUCAGUAGCGUAUUGCUGGCCUAUCAUCGAGCUCGAGAAAAACUGGAAUCCAUAGCUGACAUAAAUGACUUUUAACCAUCGUCGCUCGCCAUAAAGAUUAUUAAUUUUUUUUCUGUGCUUUUCAAAUUGGUAUUGGUCAAAUGUGCAGUUUUUUUUGUGUGUAAAUAAAAAAGUAUAUUCAACAAA